AUGGAGCUGGAGAAAGGUGAUAAUCAUGGCAUGAACUGUUUCUUCAGUUGUGUGCUUUUGCUUGAUGAGAAUUUGCUGUCCUUCUCUUGGGCAUUGAAGGGGUUUAGAGGCUUUAUGAAUGAGAAGGCUCCACAGACGAUUUUGACAUACCAGAAUGUGUGGUUGAAGGAAGCUAUUGCAAUCGAGAUGCCAGAGAUCAGACAUGCCUUCUGCAUCUGGGACAUUGUUGCAAAGUCCUCAGAUUGGUUAUAUGUGUUGCUGGGACAGUGUUAUGAUGAAUAG
This is a messenger RNA of Linum tenue, 282 nucleotides long. The record is from the annotation of a GenBank genome assembly. NCBI's taxonomy places the organism in Eukaryota, Viridiplantae, Streptophyta, Magnoliopsida, Malpighiales, Linaceae.